Seminavis robusta is the source of this 2613-nucleotide messenger RNA. The record is from the annotation of a GenBank genome assembly. NCBI's taxonomy places the organism in Eukaryota, Bacillariophyta, Bacillariophyceae, Naviculales, Naviculaceae.
UAACGGUAGUGACCCCGACGACAAAAAGGCUGCUCAGCCACACUCCAUUCUUUAUCGUCUCACAAUCCAGCGAGAUUGCCUGAACGACUGCUAUUAUCCAGCCACAACACACACCAGCACCACUGCCAUAGAAUCACUUAGCACAAUCCGUCUUGUAAGUUUUGCAUCGCAUCGCAUCGCAUUGCAUUGAAACAAUUGAAACAACCAUGUUGGCGCCCCAGGUGGAAGAGGAGAGUGGAUUCUUGGACGAGUCGCAUAGCAUGGCCAGCCAUGCCGCCGCAAAUCGACAUUCUCUCGACGAACGAGUGUCCAUUGGUACCAAGGAGUCCAAGGCGGUUUGCAGGAUGAGAAUGCUUCUGAUUCUCGUCUUGGUGAGCGUUGCUACCUUGGUCUCUGUGGGAGUCUUUUGGUACAUUCGCAACAAGGAACUCGAAGACUUUGAGACGGAGUACUACCAUCAUGCCCACAAGCUCACUACCGCCUUUCGAGCCAACGCAGCUCGUCGUGUGGCCGCGGUAGAGAGCUUUGCCACCAGCAUUACCAGUCUGGCCAAGCAAGCAGACAUGACUUGGCCCAAUGUGACCAUUCAGGACUAUGAGGCCCGUGCCUCGUAUGUUCUGGAACUAGCGGCGGUAAUGUCCAUUAUUUUCCUCCCAGUGGUAACGAAUGAGACUCGAGAGGGAUGGGAAGCCUACUCGAAAGAGACUCAGGGAUGGCUCAAUGCAAGUUUGGCAUACCAGGAACCCCGACUACCUGCCGAUCUCAAUAUGACAGAACAACAACUCAACCUUAAAGCAAUUGAAGCUCCUCCCAUUGGAAUUGUGGAAGGCCCCGAGAUUCGACCGUUUAUCUUUCAAUUCAACAUCACAGAUGGAUGGCAAAGAGAUCCUGGUCCAGGACCCAUCUAUGUACCCUGGUGGCAAUGGUCCCCAGUCUUCCCCACUCGCAGUCUUCAGAACUACGACACUCUGUCACAUCCCUUUCGAAGAGUCCACGUCACAGCCGCCCUUCGCACUAAAGAACCAUUGAUCAACAGGGCCACGAAUUUUGGUGAAAUCGAAGAGCGAGGCAAGAUGGCGGCCUUGAACUUGUGGCUUGCUCGUCGAACCGGUGCUCGCGAUUUCAAGUACGAAAAGGGACCCGUUUCCGAUCUGUAUGUCCCAGUCUUCAAGGAUAUUGAUGUGGAUCCAAACAGUACCAAAAACGACCGAGAGGUGGGAGGAUUGCUUACUUCCUAUGUUUGGUGGCAAAUCUACUUUCAAGAUAUUCUUCCAGAAAAUGCCCAAGGAGUCAUGGCCAUUCUGGAAAACACCUGCAAUCAGACAUACUCCUAUCUUAUUCACGGAGAAGAACCCCACUUUAUUGGUGCUGGUGAUCUCCACGACACCAAGUAUGAUGACUUUGUGGUGUCCACUGGCUACAAUGCCUUCUUGGGAGGCUCAGCAAACCCACAUGAUUUGGAACCGGGACAGUGCAGUUACCAAGUGAGGGUUUAUCCUACUCAAGAGCUGGAAGACACCUUCACGUCGAACAACCCCUUGUAUUUCACAUUGUUGGUCCUGUCAGUCUUUCUGUUUACAUCCCUCGUCUUCAUUGUCUACGACGCAGUCGUGGAGAAGCGUCAAACCGUGGUUUUGAAACAAGCCGUGCAGUCCACGGAGGUGGUGCAGCAACUCUUUCCCUCGACUGUUCGAGAUCGUCUCUUUGAAGAGGAAAAAGAAAAAGCUCCCGACCUUGACAAGUUAAUGUCGAGCGGAGAACUGGAGGGUAUUGACGAGAAGACUGCCAUUGCUAACUUACAUCAUAACUGCACAGUGUUGUUUGCGGAUUUGGCAGGAUUCACCAAAUGGUCUUCUUCACGGGAUCCGAAACAUGUUUUCACAUUGUUGGAGACACUGUAUGGGCUAUUCGACAAGACUGCCAAGCGCCGCGGGGUCUUCAAAGUAGAGACGAUCGGCGAUUGCUACUUAGCUGUUACAGGCAUCCCACGGCCGCAGAAGGAUCAUGCUAAGAUUAUGGUUCGGUUCGCAGCGGAGUGCAUGGAGGCCAUGAACCAGGUGAUUCAUGCAAAGCUUCUCCGGACUUUGGGCGAGGACACCGCUGAUCUGCAGAUGAGGGUGGGCCUUCAUAGCGGCUCUGUGACAGCUGGUGUUCUUCGAGGAGAUCGCGCCCGGUUCCAGCUCUUCGGCGACACCGUCAACACUGCUAGCCGCAUGGAGAGCAAUGGUUUGCCUGGAAAGAUACAGGCUUCUGCUGACACUGCUGAUGUGCUCAGAGCUGGUGGAAAGGGUGCUUGGUUGACGGAAAGAGCAGGAGGAGUAGAGGCGAAAGGCAAAGGCCGUGUCCGAACGUUUUGGGUGUCGCCUGCAGUGGAUCCAGGAACUUCAGGGUCCGUAUCCACUUUCCAUACUAACAUGCAGGCUCCCACGAGUACCGCUAGUGGCGUGAGUGCAACUAGCGGCAUGAGUACCGCUAGUGAUCAUUCUGGCGAUCAGUCAGGAGUUCCAAGUAAUGUUGGAGCGAAUGUCAAUGUCAAUGACAGCAGUGAAAAAAGCGGUUUUGAGUGCUGAGGUCAUAUGCCAUAGGAAUAAUUAGAAUUUUCACACUACAUAC